This is a messenger RNA of Diorhabda sublineata, 589 nucleotides long. RefSeq lists its product as uncharacterized. Lineage: Eukaryota; Metazoa; Arthropoda; Insecta; Coleoptera; Chrysomelidae. The transcript is spliced from 2 exons. Bases 80 to 589 code for a protein of 169 amino acids. The record is from RefSeq and is a predicted model, not a curated record.
AGUUUAACUGUUUGCGUUAGUUUUCUACCUUUGCUAUAAUAUUCUUAGUUGUUAUUUUUGAGUUUAUAACAAGUGUAAUAUGUUAGAGGAAUUGGACAGUGAACCUGAACUUUUUAGUGGUGGUUCCAGUGAUGAAUAUGUGGCAGAUACAGCCGACAGUAGCACAUCAAGUAGUGAUAGUGAUAGUUUGGAGGUUAGAAAAACAAACAGGAAGUCUGUAAAUGAAUCGCAGUGGGUUCGAAAUAAGAAAAAGAAACUUUUGGCUACUGGCGCAAGACAUCUUAAUAGUGUGAACAAAAUGGUCGGUCCUAGAGUGGUUGGCGAAGACUGUAAAUGCAAAUUUAAAUGUUUCGAAAACUUUAAUGAACAGGAGAGAACGCAGAUCUUAAAUAAAUUUAAUGAAAUUGGCGAGAAAGUAAUGCAGGAUACUUACCUUGUAGGCCUAAUAAGUACGUCAGAAGUAACCAGAAAACGUCCUAAGACAGGAAAUGGUCGGCAACGAAACGUUUCCCAUAAAUACAUGAUUCGUAUUGGUUCAAAAUCCCACCGAGUAUGCAAAAAAGCAUUUGGUGCGGUUCAUGGUAUAUAA